CCGAGUCAGCUCACCAGCUCAGUCAGCUGGUAUGAUAUGGGUAUGACGACUUUUACCCAAAAGUCUAAUGUGAUUUAAUCAAACAGUAGACUUUUUCUUGCAUAAGAAAUUAAUUACUUUUUUUCAAAAAGAUAACGUGUAAGCAACAAGUCAACCAGCGUUUGAAAAUCAUGUAAAUUUUAAGAUUGAAGAUUUAGUUGGCUGAUUUGAGGCAGAAAACCAUAUCCAGAGAUCAAAGAGGAGAGAGCAAAAAUAUUUAUUCAAGGUUUUGCAGUGGAGCCUUAACACAUGCUGAUGCUUGCUAAGCCAUGUCCAAUGUUGGCUACAAGAUAAAGCUUGAUCCUGUGCCAAUUCUGAGCAGUGAACCAAGGCGAACAGAUCUCCCUCUUUGUCUCCAAAUUGCCCUCCACCGCUUAAUAACUUUCCUCCUUUCAAACAUAAAAUGUGAUAUCGACUUCCAUCGACUCGCCGAGUCUGGUCUUUACUUUUCAAAAGACAGAACAAUACUGAAGUGUCAUUUCUGUGACUUCCAAAUACCAAUAGAGAACGUCACGGACUUUGAGGAAAUUCACCGAUUUGGCACCAGUUCACAAUGUCGGAAUUACCCCUGGACUACCAAUGUUCCCAUAGGCAACUUGUCCAUGCUCAACUACAAAUUUGAGGUGCAUCGGUUGUACUCCCUGUUGAAGAAGCCAAACUGGAGAUUUGUACACCCCGUCGACCUUGCUCUGAAUGGAUUUUAUUAUACUGGCGACGAAGACAACUGUCGCUGCGUCUUCUGCAACCUCGAGGUCCGCGGCUGGGAAGAGGGAGACACUGUUGAAAGGGAACACAACCGGUGGAACCCAAACUGCCCCCUUUUGAAAAAUUCUUCGUCCGUGAUAAACAUCCGAAUCGGAGACGAGUUGGACUUGAAUCAAGGCGAGAAUGUUGCGAGUUCCAACAGGGUUGGCACCAACCCCUUCAAGAUUGUGGCUGGUCUAGACAGCAAGUACGGGCCUUGUGUGAAGUUGACAGAGCUGGCCGGAGUGGUGACACCAUCCACCCUGGGCAUCAUGGACUGGGUGGCGCCUCAGCACCCUCAGUACGCCACAAUGAACAGCAGGGUGGCCACUUUCAAGAAUUGGCCGCGCAGCAUGGCCCAGCGGCCCGAGGAGAUGGCAGCCGCCGGCUUUCUCUACACCAGCGGCAGCGACCGCACCGUCUGCUUCCACUGCAACCUAGGGCUGAAAGACUGGGCUCGUGACGACGCCCCGGCCGUCCAGCACGCCAAGUGGAACUCGGCCUGCCAGUAUCUGAUGCUGACCAAAGGAGUCCAAUUUGUCCAGAACCUACUCUGCUCCACCGCAGAGGAGAAAAAAACUGUUAAUAAGAGUUCAGCCCGCAGUAACGAGGACCUUGUGUGUGUGGAGUGCAAAAAGGCGCAGGUUUCAAAGGUGGCGCUGCCAUGCGGACAUAUCAACCUUUGCAGCGCCUGCAAGGAGGAAAAGUGCAGAAUUUGCCAGGAGGAGGUCAAGGCUGAGGUUCAUAUCUUUUUUGGCUAAAAAUUAACAACAGAGCAAUACCGAUAAUGCGCUAUUUACAUAUUUGUUGAUUUGUAAAGUACAAUAAAUUCUAGUAUUUCCGUCCAGAAAUUUGUUAAGUGUGACAUUACACUGAGUCUGCUCUAGGUAAAUAAUUGCUUUACUAAAUUAUAAAUUACUAAAAUUCGCUAAAAUCACAACAUAAUUCUGGUGCCGUAAAUUUAAAUUCAAUCUGCUAUUCAUAAGAUAAUGAAACAAGAUCUUAAAAUCCGUAGCACAACCUAAUUUCAGUAAUUUCCUUGACCUUAAACCCGCAAAGUGAUUAUUUAAUUUUGAGAAGCUCAACUGAUAAAUUAAAUUGAUAUAUUAUUUCUAGAGUGGCUAAGACUUCUCCAAUUACUGCACCAUACCACCAAAUCACGCAGAAAAAAAUUAGAUUUCUAUUUUAAUAAGUAAAAAUGCAUUCAAUUAAAAUGAAAAAAUUAUACAAAACAUUUUUAUUUUUCUACUGAAAUUUUUCUACUGAAAUGAUAUCAAGUAAAUUUUUUUACUUUUUAUAUUUUUAUAUUUAUUUGUGCACAUAAAACGAUUAUAAAAUAACUAAAACUGAGAAAAAUCAUGCAAAAAGUUUGAUUUAUUUUUAGUCUGACAAUGAGAGAUCUUAAAGUCACUUUCAUUUGUUUUCAGAGAGAUAUCCGCGCAAAGUUAAUACUGAGAAUACAUAUUUUGACACUGAGACAUCAGUAUUUGAGUAUUCAAAAUGAGAUUUUUCAAUAUCUGGUUUUUCUUCUUGUUCUAUAUUAACAAGCCUUUUGAGUAAAUUCGCGCUUCCUUCCGUUGCUGCCAAAUCCAGCGGCGUACAACCUAGAGCAUCCCGAAUUUCGCAAUCAGCGCCCUUAGCAAGCAAAUUUCCAAUAAUUUCCACACAACCCUUCUCAGCGGCUAAAUGAAGAGCCGUCCUGCCAAUGGCGGUUGCUGCGUUCACAUCCAUCCUAUCGAUCAACAAUGCUGCAAGAUCUGCAUCACCCUCGAAGCAGGCCCAGUGCAGAAGGUUCCAUCCGUCCUUGUUGGUGACCGAAACGUCUGCACCGGAAUGUACCAGGAAAUACUUCAUUUCACUACUGACACUGUUUGCCAGCGCCAACUGCAAGGCCAUCCAACCGUGCUUUGUUUUCUGCUCGAUCAAAUCCGAGCUUUUCUCCAGCAGAAUUCGCACAGUUGGCAAAUCGGCGUACCGUGCAGCGUAGUGCAGGGCGUUCCAACCAUCCCUGUCCGCGGCCGAAAGGUCGGCUCCGCGGGCCAGGAGAAAUUGGACUAGGUCCACGUGGGCACCUUCCACCGCCAGAAUCAACGGUGUCCGGCCGUGACUCGUUCUGGAGUUGACGUCGAAAAUCCCCAGGCCGAGGAAAUACUCGGCGUUUUUUAUUCUGCCGCAGUUGCAGGCGCAGUGAAGGGCGUUCCAGCCGCCGAGGGCUACGAUGGCGCCGAUGUCGGCGCCGUUCUCCACCAGACAACGACACACGUCGACGUUGUCAUUGAUGGCGGCGACGUGCAGAGGCGUCAGAACCAUGUCCCUCUUCCACGAGUCUCGCGGUUUGGGAUUUAGUUUGGCGCCGUGGGACACCAGAAUUCGAACGCUGUCUGCGUCGCCGGCCACGAUGGCCGUCUGCAGGACGCUCUUGUUGCUCCGCGUGGCGUCAACGUUGGCGCCGUUCGCGAGCAAAAGUUCUAACAUUUGUGAGUGACCUUUUUCUACAGCCUCGCAUGGCAGGUAUGAGUUUCGGCGGGUUCGAAGGACGUCGCUGAUGUCCGGACACUCGGAAAUGAGUUUUUCAAAAAGCUGGCAGAAAUUGUUUCGGGCCGUCGUGUGUAUCAAGGCCCACAGUUUGGAGGGCCGGUCUUCUGUGUCCGAAAUUUGCAAAUGGGCUCCCAUUUCCAGAAGUUGAAGGCUGAUGGUCUCGUUUGAUCGGCAGGCGGUUUCUAGGAUGGGAAAAGCGUCCAUAAUGAAUUUCAGGUCUGGAUUCUGAUCUUUGGAAAAGGUGAUGAAAGGUCUGAUCAAUUGGAAAAUAUUGACCAGAGAGUCUUUUGCCAUCAUCACUAGAAGAUCGGGGGAGAUUUUGUCUUUCAUGAAUGUUGUGAAAUUUUCCUGCAUUUCAGCUUCUUUCUGAUCCGAAAAGAACGAGUCGACGAAAACUCGAACCUGUUCCAUUUUAACUGAGUUCUGGAAAAGCUCAAAAUUUCCAAAAUUUAAUUCAGAUUCCGAUGACAAGUUGGUCAAGAAGCUCUGCGCCAAAAGAAACUCUGCGAAUGUUUGGUGAACAAAUCUGACAUUUUUGUUGCUGCGUACCGUCGCAAUUCCCGUGUUGUUGAUUUCAAAAAUAUUUUCUUCAUCAAAAUCGGCCAGUCCUUUAUUGAGGAGAACGCAUCUGGCGAACUUUUGCAAAAGUUCCAAUCUUUUUCUGACUUUCGAAGGGAACAGGCGGCUGGAGCGGUCGUACGACUCUUUCAGCACCAGCGCCUCGCCGACUUUCUUCUCCACCACUUUCGCGAAUAUCGCGAAAAGAUUAGUUUCCUCGCCGACCACUAAAUCAGCAAUCAAAGUCAGAUGGAACGGGUUUUUCAAUAUGUCUGAGGCGCCCACCCGCUCGAAAUUAUCCAGAACGGCAUUGCAUUCGUCCAAACUUUUGGCCGAGGACAAUUUCAAAAGGCGCAGUUGGUCGGGUCUUCCGAAUGGUCUAAUUUCUACUUUCUUCACCGCAACUUCCCCUUUCAAGUGAUUUAAUAUGGCAUCUUCCUCCUGAGGUCUCGUCGUUAGCCACAAAGGCAGCCUCUGGCCAGCAAUGUUCUUGACUAAGGUCAGCACCUUUUGCCUGAAUUCAGGGCAAAUUUCGUCAAAACCAUCCAAAAAAAUUACGGCUCUUUUUUCCGCAAUGACUGUCGCGGCGUCCAGCACUAAUUGCUUAGCCAUUUUUAAAAUGCUCUCGAUCGAGAUUGUGUUGGGAGUUUUGUCAAGAAAGUCGUACUGCUCAAUUAAAGGGAUUCGAAAGAGUACCUUUCCGUCAGGUAGUUCCUUCCGAAGGUGGUGCUCCAUCUCCGAGAGGAGCGUUGAUUUGCCCAUGCCGGCCGGCGCGCUGACCACCCACACGCAAUAAUUUUCCUCCUCGAGUUGCCGAAGAAAAAGGCGCCGCAGUUUAUCAAAAGAUAAUUUCAUUUCUGACUCUUCAGAAGUGUUGGCCGUUGAGACAAGAAACGUUGGCUCGACAAAGCACCUCUGCCAGUUGGGAAAGGUGAGCAACUGAUGGAGGGUGCUUGCAAUUUGGGGGUGCACAGAUUUUGACGCCUGGCCACGCUCUGAUUGUAAAAUGCUAAAAGCAAGUUCUUGCAAGCUUUUAUUUGUCUUGAGCUCUGGAUUUCCCAGCAUUCCUAAUAGCCUGUUUGCGGAAUCUGAAAUUUUUUAAAUGUUAAUUAAUUUUACAAUUAAAAUUCAGCAAUUUCUAUUAUUAAAUUUGUAAUGAUAUAUAUUCAAAGGAUUUAAUUACCUGUUGAUGGCAACGCAAUGACGAACCAACCACUGUGAUUUGUUGCUCGAAUUGACAAUUUUCGCUCCUGUUUAAAUAAAAUCCAAAUGAAAUAUUGCAUUUGGUUUUAAUUAAAUAUUUUUACCCUUUUCAAAUCGUCACUAGAUGUACAUUGGUUAAUAAUAAAAAACAGUUUUGGCCUUCCGAUCCAUUUUUCAUUGAUCGGACCGACAAAAUUCUGGA
This is a messenger RNA of Neocloeon triangulifer, 5284 nucleotides long. Its product is annotated as baculoviral IAP repeat-containing protein 7-B-like. Gene Ontology annotation, cellular component: cytoplasm; nucleus. Gene Ontology annotation, biological process: positive regulation of protein ubiquitination; negative regulation of apoptotic process; regulation of cell cycle. The coding region runs from base 309 to 1544 and encodes 411 amino acids. Gene Ontology annotation, molecular function: cysteine-type endopeptidase inhibitor activity involved in apoptotic process; ubiquitin protein ligase activity. The record is from RefSeq and is a predicted model, not a curated record. The transcript is spliced from 3 exons. NCBI's taxonomy places the organism in Eukaryota, Metazoa, Arthropoda, Insecta, Ephemeroptera, Baetidae.